AUGUAUACACUUUACCUAUUGGUAAUUGCAUGCAUUGCUUAUCUUGCCUCAACGAUAUUUAGAGCCAUCGCAACCAAGGUGCCUGGGCCAUGGUAUACGAAUCUCACCAGUUUCGUGUUGAAGUACUAUGAGUUUCAAGGGAAACGUCGAGUCUGGAUUCACAGUUUACAUGAACGCUAUGGACCUGUUGUUCGUCUAGCUCCCAAUGAGGUCGCAUUUGCCAAUUUGGAAGGAAUGAAAGAAAUCUACCAAAGUGGUGGAAGUGGCUAUGACAAAACAGAGUUCUACAAUCUUUUCAAGCAGUACGGUCGCCGACCCAUGUUCGCACUCUUGAACAAAAAUGAACAUUCGCAACGAAGAAAGCUAUUUGCGGAACGAUAUGCCAUGACCAACAUUUUGAACUCCACUAUUAUCCAGGGAAUUCAGCAGAAUGCUGCCAAGGUUGUCCAAAAAUGUGCUGCUUCUGCUGGUAGUUAUUUAGACACUUAUACGGUACUUCAUUGCUAUGCCCUUGACUGUGCUUCGCAUGCUCUCUUCAAUCCAUCUGGCACAAAGUCCCUUGAUGAGAAGGAGGAUUAUGUAUUGAUGGAGGAUCUUUCAUACGACGAUCGGCUCCAAAGCAGGCUUGUUCAGCAUCACUGGCCCGUCUUGGCAUCUAUUCGGUCUUGCUUCACCCCUAAACCUAUGAUGUCUCUGUCCCAUACGUUUGUUCUUAACAGAGUUUCCAACACAAAGACGGAAGAGUCAGCUCUGCUCCAUAAGCUGCGAAGCAAGGCCAACAAUAUUGAAGAAAUUCAGAUGGCCGCGGAAUGUAUGGAUCACUUAGCUGCGGGAAUCGAUACAACAGGCGAUGCGCUCUGUUUCCUCAUGCAUGAGUUAUCCCUUCCAAGGUCACUUUCGGUCCAGAAGCGUCUCCACCAGGAAAUCAUUGACAACCCGAACGCCAAACUCGACGAUUUACCGUAUAUGGACGCUGUUAUCAAGGAAGGGCUAAGACUUUUCCCACCGAUCCCAAUGAGUCUGCCUCGAUAUGUCCCCAAAGAAGGGAGAGAUAUCAGCGGUUACUCACUUCCUGGGAACUCGAUUGUUAGCUGUCAAGCCUAUUCGAUGCAUCUGAUGGAUACAUCUGUAUUUCCUAAUGCGUCGGAAUUCCUUCCGGAGAGAUGGCUUGAGAAGGAAGGGGAAGCGGAGAGAAACAGACUUUUCUUUGCAUUCGCCGCUGGAGGUCGAGGAUGUAUCGGAAAGAACCUUGCCCUUGUCGAAAUGAAGACGCUUCUCCGAGACAUUUAUGGCAGGUUCACGACAAACAUCGCACCCCAGAUGUCUAGUGACAUGUCGAUUGACGACCAGAUUAUCGCAUCACGACCAAAGGACCAAAAAUGUCUUCUCACAUUCCAAGAAGUAUCGGUUUAA
This is a messenger RNA of Penicillium cosmopolitanum, 1413 nucleotides long. Its product is annotated as cytochrome P450. The transcript is spliced from 6 exons. The record is from RefSeq and is a predicted model, not a curated record. NCBI's taxonomy places the organism in Eukaryota, Fungi, Ascomycota, Eurotiomycetes, Eurotiales, Aspergillaceae. Gene Ontology annotation, molecular function: iron ion binding; heme binding; oxidoreductase activity, acting on paired donors, with incorporation or reduction of molecular oxygen. The coding region runs from base 1 to 1413 and encodes 470 amino acids.